Molecule: messenger RNA, 1142 nt
Organism: Betta splendens (Siamese fighting fish)
Lineage: Eukaryota; Metazoa; Chordata; Actinopteri; Anabantiformes; Osphronemidae
Product: trace amine-associated receptor 7a-like
Exons: 1
Coding region: 8-838 (276 amino acids)
Biological process (GO): G protein-coupled receptor signaling pathway
Cellular component (GO): membrane
Molecular function (GO): trace-amine receptor activity
Source: RefSeq, a predicted model, not a curated record
CACAGUGAUGCUGUUCUCUCCCUCCAGGCAGCUCCACACUCCCACCAACCUCCUCCUCCUCUCUCUGGCUGUCUGUGAUUUCUUCGUUGGUCUCAUUGUGAUGCCAAUCCAGACUCUUUUAACAGAACCAUGUUGGCUCCUUGGUGAUCUGUUGUGUGUUUUGUGUAAUUUGGUUGCUUCUAUUAUUGUCUGUUCCUCGAUAGUAAACAUGGUGCUGAUCUCAGUGGAACGUUUCGUUGCCAUCUGUCACCCUCUGAGUUACCACAACAGGGUUACAGAAAAAAAAGUUAGAAUCUUUAUUUUUCUGUGUUGGAUUUACGGUGUUCUCUACAGCCUUUCAAUUCUAAGUGAUAACCUGAAACAACCUGGCAGAUUUACCUCCUGUUAUGGUGAAUGUGUGAUUAGCAUAAAUGGAGAUGCUGACCUGGUUUUAAGCUUCAUUGCCCCCAUCUCAGCCAUCAUCAUCCUGUAUGUGAGGGUGUUUGUGGUGGCUGUGUCUCAGGCUCGUUCCCUGCGCUCCCACGUUGCAGCUGUUAAACUGCAGCGUUCACUGACUGUGAUUGUUCAUAAAUCAGAGCUGAAAGCAGCCAGGACUCUGGGUGUAGUUGUUGCUGUGUUCCUAAUGUGUUACUGUCCAUAUUAUUGUGUGUCUCUUUCUGGCUCUGAUCUGAUGUUCGGUUCACCGCCUGAGAUCAUCGUGUUUUUCAUAAUGUGUUGUAAUUCCUGUCUAAAUCCCCUAAUUUAUGCUUUUUUGUAUCCCUGGUUUAGAAAAUCUGUCAAACUCAUUGUUACACUUCAGAUUUUAAAGCCUAACUCUUAUGCAGGUAAUGUUAUUUAGUCCAUAGAAGCAUUACCACUUUCCUAUUGUUUUUGUCACAUCAUCUAAUAUUUACAGAAGAUACUAUAUGCUCUGUCAUGAACCUAACUCUUGAGCACGUAAUGUUAUUUAGUGCAUAAUGUUCUGUAGUCCAGAAGCAGUUCUGUUUUCGUUUUGUUGUUUUCACAUCCUCUGUUCUUUACAGAAGACACUAAGUGCUCUGCCAUGUGCUCCAGUGUCAUAGAAACACUUUUCUUAUUAUUAUCUUAUCUAAAUUCUUAUAUUUUCUGUAUUUAUACACCAAUAAACUACAACACAAACAGAA